AUUCCGUGAAUGAGAACGAGGCUCCAAACGUGGCGGCGAUAAUUCUGUUGGAUAUCUUGGAUUUUGUGUCUGAAUAUUUCUACGAUUCUUGGUCCAAAGCGACUGAAAUAUUUUAGUAGAACAGUUUUAAUUAACACCCAUCGUUAGAAUGUCUUCUUCGGGAGAUUUUGGGAAUCCGUUACGAAAAUUCAAGCUGGUUUUCCUUGGUGAACAGAGCGUGGGAAAGACGUCACUUAUUACAAGGUUUAUGUAUGAUAGUUUUGAUAACACAUACCAGGCCACAAUUGGUAUAGAUUUUCUCUCAAAGACGAUGUAUUUGGAAGAUAGAACAGUUCGUCUUCAGCUGUGGGACACAGCGGGUCAGGAGAGAUUUAGGAGUUUAAUUCCUAGUUACAUAAGAGAUUCUACAGUAGCAGUUGUUGUUUACGAUAUUACAAAUGCGAAUUCUUUCCACCAGACAUCUAAAUGGAUUGAUGAUGUGCGAACAGAAAGAGGUAGUGAUGUUAUUAUAAUGUUAGUAGGAAAUAAAACAGAUUUAGCUGAUAAAAGACAAGUAUCCAUUGACGACGGUGAACGCAAAGCCAGAGAACUUAAUGUUAUGCACAUUGAAACUAGUGCCAAAUCAGGCUACAACGUUAAACAGUUAUUUCGCCGUGUAGCGGCAGCUUUACCAGGAAUGGAAAGUCAAGAACAAAAGAAAAACGAUCAAGACAUGAUCGAAGUAAAACUGAAAGAUACCCCACAAGAACCACAGCAACAAGAGGGUGGCUGUGCCUGCUAAGACCAGGUGCCCUGAUUGCUCAAUUGAUCAGUCAGUUGCAAAUGAAAAGACAGCCUGUUUGCUGUUUAUUGUGUCUUAUCUCAAAUAAUGUCGCUAUUUAAACAAAUUUGGCUUGUAGUAGAAUACCGAUGACAAUUCUGGUGUAUAAACAAUAUCUAUCAGCAGUUUAGAUGUACAGUACAGUUCUUGGUGACUCUGUAGCUCAUCAAUGUAAAUGAAUUAAUUGCCAAAGAUUUGGUGCCACAGGUUUCCUUAACAUUCACAUCUCUCCCAGUAUUUGAGACGCCUAUAAAACUAGAAAAGUUGCCUGAACCUCAGCAACAGGAAAGCAGUUGUUCCACCUGUUAAGUUACAUGACAAGUUUUGUCCUUGUCUCGACGGCAUGAAAGACACAGGGCUGCAGUGCAGUGUAACUCUGCAUAUCAGCCAUAUCUAUCCAUUCCUUGUUGUAUGGUCCAAUCCAGUCAUGUCAAUUUUCAUUUUUAUGAUCGAGUUCAAGUUGCAUUGCUGACAUGUUAUUCUAUUAAGAAAGUUCAAGUGAAAUUUUAAUUUUACACUACUGAGCAUGUUACUACACAUGUUCUGCUAAUGCAU
This is a messenger RNA of Saccoglossus kowalevskii, 1375 nucleotides long. RefSeq names its product ras-related protein Rab6. The record is from RefSeq and is a predicted model, not a curated record. Gene Ontology annotation, molecular function: GTP binding; GTPase activity. Lineage: Eukaryota; Metazoa; Hemichordata; Enteropneusta; Harrimaniidae.